GCUAGGCCUAAAGGUUUCCCCGACCUCAAGGCACCCAUUCAGUCACUGCCAACGUUGAUGGAAGUCUGUGAUGGAAAGAUUGAAUACCUGCACUACAUGUUGGAGGGGGAAAUGUCUGCACAGAAAAUUGAUCAGGUA
Lymnaea stagnalis (great pond snail) is the source of this 138-nucleotide messenger RNA. NCBI's taxonomy places the organism in Eukaryota, Metazoa, Mollusca, Gastropoda, Lymnaeidae. The record is from the annotation of a GenBank genome assembly.